AUGGCAGACCCUUCAAAGCACGAUGUCCACUUCGGCAUCACUGGCAUCCCCACCGAACACAUUGAGCUCAAGACUGACAGAAUCCCCAAUGCGCCUGGAAUGCCUGUUCGUCGAGAGAUCAGCGAGUUUGCAAACGAUACAACUCCUGAAGGUCGAAAGCAAUGGACUCUCUAUGUUCUAGCACUCGAGAGUUUCAAAGCCCUUUCUGUCGAUGAGAAGUUGUCCUACUUCCAAGUCGCAGGCAUUCAUGCUUAUCCUAAUUUGACUUGGGAUGAGGGUGAACCUGAGAAACAAGAGGAUGGAUACUGUGUUCAUCAGAAUUUGACAUUUCCUACCUGGCACAGAGUCUAUAUGUUACUUUUUGAGCAACUUAUUUGGAAGCAUAUGAAGAUCAUCAUCAACGAGUGGAAGCUCGAAAAGGACGAAGACGCCGCCUGGAAAGAAGCUGCUAAUAAUUGGCGUCUUCCUUACUGGGACUGGGCUCGAGAGCAGGUCUACACCGAAGUUUUCGCUCUCCCCAAGGUCUUGACUACAAACUCUGUUGAGAUCUUCCCACCCGCAAGCAAGGAGGAGCAGUACUCAACUAUCAAGGAAUAUCCCAACCCACUUUAUGGUUUUGACAACCCAGAGAAAUAUGGUGAUACCGACGAGCCAAGGCCUUUUGGAAAGAUGCCCGAGGACAAAGAGAAGUACAACAUCCCUGAUAAUGUCCCUGAUCCUAAGGAGACUGGGGGUAUUCAGUUGACUUCAAACCCGGCCAAUGAUCAGGUCUUGCCUUGGAGUCUUACAAACAGCACGGGACGUUGGGCCGUUCAGAUCAAGCUUGGGUCCAAGAACAGAUACACUGGCCUCGAUGGUGUCAACAACUUCACUGCUGCCAAUCGAUUCUUUGGUGCGGAGCUUAUCGGAAGAAAGGGUGAGAAGUGGACCAAGUACAAUCCUGGAAACCUGUCCGAUAGAGUCAACAGAAUGAUGACGACUGGUUUCACUUCUACAUGGGGCAUCUUUGCAUCGACAAAGUGGCAAGCAGAGGAUCGAAACUCCAAGGGUUACAUGUCCCUUGAGUCUAUUCACAACGUUGUCCAUUUGUUUGCUGGAGGUCAACACUUUGAAACUGGAAUAGGUCACAUGUCUGAUGUACCUGUAGCUGCAUUUGAUCCUAUCUUCUGGCUCCAUCACUGUCAAAUUGACCGUCUCUUGGCCAUGUGGCAAACAUUAAACUGGGAUCUAUGGUGGGAUACCGAUGCCAGCCAGAAUCCUCGAGACCCAAAGGCAAAGCCGAAGAAGAUCGAGCCUGACGCUUGGAAGAAGGAUGAUCUCAAGCCAUUCCGCAGAUUUGACGGAAAGACGCAGUACUGGAACUCUGAUGACUGUCGAGACUGGACUAAACUCGGUUAUCAGUACGAUGAUCUUGUUCCUGAUGCUGCAUCCCUCAAGCCUGAUGGAUAUCUGAACGAGGAUCACUACACCACUGACAUUCUGGCUCGAGUCAACCGCACAUAUCCUGGACCUGCUCAUGUCAUCAGCAAGAUCAGAUCCACUGACGGUAUUGAUAUCCCAGAUGGUCUGGAUGAGACUAUCGGCGAGCCUUUUGAUGACUAUGUUAUCAAUGUUAUCUACGACCGUUAUGCUUUAGGAGGAACAUCUUAUUCCAUCAAGUUCUAUCUCGGUGGCCCAGAGAACCAGAAGACCACACAUUUUGUCGGAGAGAACUACAUCGGCCAAGUCUUCACCUUCACUGGAAGUUUCUCCGAGACCGAGGGAGGUUGUCAGAACUGCAAGCGUCAAGCCAAAGACAAGGUUCUCUCCGUGGAUCAGAUUCCUAUCACCAUUCCACUUCUCAACCACAUCUUCGACGCCAGCAAAGAGCAUCCUAUUGAGAAUCUUGACCAGGUCGCUGAGUAUCUCAAGCUGCAUCUAUCGUGGGAGUUCGUCCAACACGGCGGCCACUGUGUCAACCCUGAUAGGUUUCCGAACACUGUUAUUUCGGUUCUCAAGGGUGUUGGAGAACCACAGUAUACUAAGCCUGACAAGAAAAAGCAAGCUGAUAUGGUGUCGAUUGCUAUGAUGACAGAUGCUGCUCUGGAUACUCUUCCCUCAAACCCUGUGGCUGAUUUGUCAGAGAAGACUAUCAACUCACCUGAUUCCCGGGCUCUUCCUCCCAUCUAUUCUAACUACAAGCCUGUUUUCGCAGCCACUCAUGGAAAGAAGUAUGGUCUGAGUAAGCCAUCUGAGUGA
This is a messenger RNA of Fusarium redolens, 2238 nucleotides long. RefSeq lists its product as uncharacterized. Gene Ontology annotation, molecular function: oxidoreductase activity. NCBI's taxonomy places the organism in Eukaryota, Fungi, Ascomycota, Sordariomycetes, Hypocreales, Nectriaceae. The record is from RefSeq and is a predicted model, not a curated record. The transcript has 5 exons. The coding region runs from base 1 to 2238 and encodes 745 amino acids.